UAUGGGAUCGACGAUAUCUAAAAAUAAAGCAGUUGUUUUAGCUUCUAUUGGAAUAGUUGGUUUUGGGUAAGUGUUUAUUCAAUAUAUUGAAGAGCAUACUAUAUAUAAAAAGACUCUAAAUAGAAACUUAGUUUAGAGAAACUAUUAUCUAAGCAUGAUUUAGAUUAAUAUUUGGACACCAAUGAUAGAUCCAUAGAUUAAAAAUUAGAUAUGAGCAAUGAUAUUGAAAUUAAAUAUGGUGAUGAUCAUUGUCUAGAAGCUAGUUGCAUUGUUGAUAUAUAUGCAAAAUAAUUAGAAAUUGCAGGAGAAGAUUUUGUUAAAUUAAGCAAGCAGAAUCGUGUUUAGAGAAGAAGGUUAAGAAAGUCAAAUCAGUAAAUCUAUGUUGAUAGCAUUGUCUAAUUCAUAAUAGAUGUUGAAGAUGUCUUAGAUUAAGCAUUAAAAAGACUUCUAUAUUAAUUAGAUGUCCCUAAAGAAAUAUUUGAAGAAAGUGUACUGGUGAGAAUGGAUCAGGGAUAUUUUCAAUAAUUGUAUAUGUUAUAGGCAAGUGUAAAACAAAAGAUAAAAGAGAAAAUUGAAUCAACCAAGAAAUUGAAUUUAAAAUAAAUGAAGGACAUUAUACAAUUUAAUGUUCAUAUUCUCAAAAACUUUCCUUAAGAAUUUCAUGUUAUUUUGCAUAGAAUUGUAUUAUUAAAUUUACUUAUUUCCAUUAGCCAUCUGAAAAUGUUAUGCUGGUUCCAACAAUCAUCAACAUUAUAGUAUAAGAUUUAAUUUAUGCUAAAUUUGGUGUAGAAGAAGAAGAUCAAAUUGCUAGUCUCAAGAAUAUGUAAGGAGAUUAAGAAAUACAUAAUCUUCUAAAUAAAGUUGAAAUAGAAAUGAGUGGACUUUUAAAAGAAUAAGGAAUAAGAUUAAAUGAUAUCCCUGAAAGUCUAGAAAACUUUAUUUGA
This is a messenger RNA of Paramecium pentaurelia, 944 nucleotides long. The record is from the annotation of a GenBank genome assembly. Lineage: Eukaryota; Ciliophora; Oligohymenophorea; Peniculida; Parameciidae.